GCCCAGAGUUACAGAGAGUAGAAGCCAAUAGCAGGCAACAAAGAGAAUAAAAGGAAGGGAACUUUGCUCUCUUAAUUUAUUUUUUCUCCUUCAUUUCUCCUCUGCUCUCUUCUCUUUCCGUGAUCAUUUUGGGACCACGCUUCCUCCCAGCCAGACCAUUUUGCUCGGUUUGGGUAUUUUUUUGUUGUUGAUUUUUUUUUAAUUUAUUUUAUUUUCAAAUUUGUGUCUGCGGCAAGAAAUCAGUGUGAAAGCCAAGUGAUCUGGGAUCUAUUCGAGGGGAAGGAAGCACCAAGCCGUCUUGGGCGCUAGCUGCUCUUCCUACUGCGGGGGGGGGCUGUGAGGGGGUGGCGGGUCCCGGCUGCAGACAGGGGGUGACUGUAGCUUUAGCCUCCUGAGCUCUGUUAGCGGGGCGAGCGGCUGGGGCUUGAGCCUCCGUGGCAGGGCUCUGUGCUGGGCUCCCCUCGCCUGUGAGUCCCCCCUCGUGUGGCGGGGGCGGCUCUGCCCCGGGCGAGGUGCGCGUGUGGCUGCGGCUCUGUCCCUCUCCUGCUCCUCGUCCCCUCUGCAGCCUCCCCCCACCCCCCUGCGCUUGUUGCUAUGGUGGCGCGGCUCUGCGCGCUGUGGGCAGUGGCCGCGCUGGCGCUGCUGAGCCGGCGGGCGGUGGCGGUGGGGCCGGUGGUGCGGUGCGAGCCCUGCGACGCGCGGGCGCUGGAGCAGUGCAAGCCGCUGGCGCCCGAGUGCUCCGAGCUGGUGCGGGAGCCGGGCUGCGGCUGCUGCUUGACCUGCGCCCUGCAGGAGGGGCGCCCGUGCGGGGUGUACAGCGAGCGCUGCGGGGCCGGCCUCAGCUGCCAGCCGCGCCGAGGGGAGCUCAGACCCCUGCAGGCGCUGCUGGAGGGCAGGGGGCUUUGCACCAACGUGACCACGGGCAGCAAGCUGCGGACCUUCCUGCUGCAAGGACCACAUGUUCCAGGAAAUUCCAGUGAUUCAGAAGAAGACCAGAAUGCCAGUAGCAUAGAGAAUCAGGCCAUCCCUAACUCUCACAGGGUGUCAGAUUCCAAAUCACAUCCACAUCACACCAAAAUAGAUAUCAUCAGGAAAGAACAAGCCAAAAAUACACAGCGGUACAAAGUGGAAUAUGAUUCACAAAGUACAGAUACACUGAAUUUCUCUUCUGAAUCCAAACAAGAGACUGAAUAUGGUCCCUGCCGUAGAGAAAUGGAAGAUACAUUAAAUCACCUAAAGAUCCAGAAUGUCUUGAGUCCAAGAGGAUUCCAUAUUCCAAAUUGUGACAAGAAGGGAUUUUACAAGAAAAAGCAAUGCCGCCCAUCCAAAGGCCGAAAGAGAGGCUAUUGCUGGUGUGUGGAUAAAUAUGGACAGCCACUUCCUGGAUAUGAUGGGAAAGGAAAAGGAGAUGUCCACUGCUACAACUUGGAAAGCAAAUGAGGGGCUGGUGCCAUCUCCUGUGGAAUCUGUGUGUGGCAGUUCAACCCAUCAGAGACCUUGGAGGGGCUGGGGAAAAAGCAUGGACUGCAUUGGACUUGGAGUUACGAGUUCUGCCUCCUACUGAUAUUGGGGGAUUCAUUGACUCUAUGGACUCUGCAGCUGCACCCUGUCACUGACACACUUCCUGCUUUCUAUAGAACAUAGGGAGCUCUGAAUUCCCAAGUAAAUCUGCACUAUUUAUCCCCAGAAAGAAAAAAAGGCACUUCAGAAUGGAUUCAGGGAGUCUCCACUGACUUUUUAAAAUAACGGCCUGUGACCAAUUUGAUCCCGAAAGAUACUGUGUUUUAUUUUAAAGAAUUUAUAGAUUGUAAGCUUGUAAAAAUAUAAAAAAAAAACCCCAAGGAUUUAAAGUUUAAGCUUUUUCUAUACAGGUCUGACGGGACACUUAUCUUCACGGGUAAAAUGUUUUAUAAAAAUCUCAAAGAACUUUUUAAAGAAACGUGUUUCUAAAAUAAAGACAUGGCUAUUUUUUUCUGUAAAGUAUAUUAUGAA
This is a messenger RNA of Mauremys mutica (yellowpond turtle), 1992 nucleotides long. RefSeq names its product insulin like growth factor binding protein 3 (gene IGFBP3). Lineage: Eukaryota; Metazoa; Chordata; Testudines; Geoemydidae. Bases 595 to 1440 code for a protein of 281 amino acids. Gene Ontology annotation, biological process: regulation of insulin-like growth factor receptor signaling pathway. Gene Ontology annotation, molecular function: insulin-like growth factor I binding; fibronectin binding; insulin-like growth factor II binding. Gene Ontology annotation, cellular component: extracellular region. The transcript is spliced from 4 exons. The record is from RefSeq and is a predicted model, not a curated record.